AUGUAUUCAAUAUCAAAGCUGCGUUCCUUUGUAGCCAUUUUGGCUCAAGGCAAGGUUGCUUGCGCAUCAAUCCUGUACAGGACCACUUUCGUAGCGAUGCACUUCGGCCACAUGUCGGCUUCCCUCCAGAGACGGGACUACCCGACUGACCAGCCCGACGUCCCGCAGUUGCCAGGUUCACUGGUGGGCCCCAUCAAAGCGUCCUGCGACUCCGACGACGAGUCCACGGACAACCCCAAGCGCGUGUCAGAGGCGGCGUGCUUGGCUCAGGGUCCGUCCAGAACAUGCGCGCCUGGGACCCCGAGGGCAUCGCAGACAGUCUGCACGACUCCACCCAGUACGCCGCGUGUGCGCUCCAGGGUGCCUACAACGCCGCCGCCUCCGCCAAUCGGGGAGCGCGCGGAGCCCUUGCUGUUGGCCCUGGAGCGAAACUGCCUGAAGCAAGUGCGCCUCGCCAUCGAGGCAGACCCAGAGGCAGCCAAGGAGCCGUUCUGGGAUCGCCGCUUCGAGUGGCCGCUCUGCGCCGCGGUCCGCCUCGGCUGCAGCGCGGAGGUGGUCAGGCUGCUGCUCGAGAACGGCGCGAGGGUCGACGUGACAAGCGUCGGCGGGCAGUCUCCUCUCCAGCUCCUCGGCUCGGGCACGGGGAACCACUCCUUCAGCGCCCACCCCAUCGACUUGAGGGGGAGUGCCGAACACUCCGCCGGGCACCGCUGA
Prorocentrum cordatum is the source of this 714-nucleotide messenger RNA. NCBI's taxonomy places the organism in Eukaryota, Dinophyceae, Prorocentrales, Prorocentraceae. The record is from the annotation of a GenBank genome assembly.